This is a messenger RNA of Prunus armeniaca (apricot), 540 nucleotides long. The record is from the annotation of a GenBank genome assembly. Lineage: Eukaryota; Viridiplantae; Streptophyta; Magnoliopsida; Rosales; Rosaceae.
AUGAACAACAUCUCUAUGGGAUUUUCAUGUGGGGAUGGUUUUGAAGGAGAGGAAAGUGAAGUUGCGCUUUUAGAUGAAACGAGGGAGAAGCAGCAACACAGCAGCUGGGGGUGUGGUAUGGAAGCUCCUCAUAAUCAUGUGCAGCUUGAAGUCGACUUCCAGUUCUGGCCAGUAGAACAUCCUUUGGAGCCACCCGAUGAAGAUCGCCCUGUCAAAUGUCCCAUGCCCGACUCUUCUGUUAUCAAUGACGGAGGAAGGCAGGAGAAAAGGUCGUCAGAGAGCAGCGCCAUGCGUAAGAGAACAGAAGUAUCAUCUGCUGCUGCAGCAACUUACAGCAAACCAAGAAUGGAUCAGAUGGUGGUGGCAGUGGCAGAGCCGCCUCCUGCUGUUCGAGCAGUGCGUAAGAGGCAUCACAACACUCUCACCCGCGGCGACCAUAUGAUAUCACCGCUAAGGCGAAUGCCACCCAUUCCUUCUCUCCCAACCCAGAGCAUUACCAUCUUUCAAAUGCUUCAGCAGUUAGACAAGUUCGAGUCUUGA